AUGGGUCAAAUACUUCAAAGCAAUCACAUUUCAAGUAACAGUCAAGCUUCUUCGGAUGCUGACGACGAAAUUGAAAUGUUAAAAUAUCAAAAACAAGUUAAUAACGCAUUUUCAAUAAAUGAAAUUCAGAGAUUGUACACACAGUGGUACAAGUGGUAUCCAACAGGGAAAGCUCAAAAGAAUAAUUUUUGUGAAUUUCUCAAAUCAGAACCUGGAAUAUCAUCUCCAGAAAUUAUUGUUGAUGAUUUGUUUAGAGCCAUGGAUACGAACAAGGAUGGAUUUGUCAAUUUUGAGGAAUACCUUAUUUUCAUGUCUAUUACUAGACCUACUGCCAAAGAAAGUGAUCCUGAGCAAUUAAUACGGUUCUUCUUCCAAAUUUAUGACAAAGACAAUAUUGGUAAGGUGACUAAGGAAAAUAUAAUGGAAUGCACAGCUCAUGCAUUUAAAGCGAGAGGAAACGAUGUAAAUGAUCCUAAUAUCAAACAAAUAAUUGAGGAAAAUGCAACCAAGCUGAUGGAAAUGGCUGAUUCCAAUAAUGAUAAUCUCCUAACAGUUGAUGAAAUAUUGCAAGCCUAUCAGAAAAAUCACUCUGUAUUGAGGUACCUUUAA
Messenger RNA from Naegleria gruberi, 609 nucleotides. RefSeq lists its product as uncharacterized. The record is from RefSeq and is a predicted model, not a curated record. Lineage: Eukaryota; Heterolobosea; Eutetramitea; Acrasida; Naegleriidae. The transcript is spliced from 5 exons. The coding region runs from base 1 to 609 and encodes 202 amino acids. Gene Ontology annotation, molecular function: calcium ion binding.